AUGGUUCUUAUCAUUCAACUUCUGACAGAAACGCCUAAACGAGGCGCAUUCAACAACCGAGAGGGCCUGGUAGUUGUCGAUGAUCCACUGGAUGAGGGAACACUGACCGUUUUGCCGCCGUUGAUUCUGAGGCAGCAGCAUGCAAGGAGUCGUGAUGGCCCUUCGGAACGGAGUUCGAGCAGCCAAACGAUCUUAUUUCUUGAAUGCGUUGCAAAUCAGAUAGAUGAAGAUCCCCUUUUCUUUCUUUUUCUCUUUCAGUUCCUUAUGCUUCGCCUCAACGGCUGA
Molecule: messenger RNA, 285 nt
Organism: Plasmopara halstedii
Lineage: Eukaryota; Oomycota; Peronosporomycetes; Peronosporales; Peronosporaceae
Exons: 2
Coding region: 1-285 (94 amino acids)
Source: RefSeq, a predicted model, not a curated record